Molecule: messenger RNA, 3689 nt
Organism: Hemiscyllium ocellatum (epaulette shark)
Lineage: Eukaryota; Metazoa; Chordata; Chondrichthyes; Orectolobiformes; Hemiscylliidae
Gene: gnsa
Product: glucosamine (N-acetyl)-6-sulfatase a
Exons: 14
Coding region: 88-1686 (532 amino acids)
Biological process (GO): glycosaminoglycan metabolic process
Molecular function (GO): glycosaminoglycan binding; N-acetylglucosamine-6-sulfatase activity
Source: RefSeq, a predicted model, not a curated record
ACUUGUGAAUCAUAGGAAGGAAGCAGAGAGAGCGUAGUUCAGUUUAUACAAGGAAGAAAUUCAAGUGGAGUGGAGGAGCAUAGUGCUAUGGCUUUACUUGCUGUGUCGUCUUGUGUAUUCGCUUUCUUGUUUUUCUUUGCUACUGUUGAAGAGGUCAGCUCGAAAAAGCCGAACAUAGUUUUGAUCCUCACCGACGAUCAAGAUGUUCUCCUGGGUGGAAUGACACCAUUGAAAAAAACCCGAAAGCUUAUUGGAGAUCUCGGAGUCACCUUUAAAAAUGUGUAUGUGGCCAGCCCGCUAUGCUGUCCCAGCAGAGCUAGCAUCCUGACUGGAAAGUAUCCACACAAUCACCGUGUGUUUAAUAAUACGCUGGAAGGAAACUGCAGUAGCAAAGCUUGGCAAAAGACACAGGAAUCCAACACGUUUUCGGCUAUCUUGCAACAACAUUGCAGAUAUGAGACUUUUUUUGCAGGAAAAUAUUUGAAUGAGUAUGGAUCAGAGGCUGCAGGCAGUUUUGAACAUGUCCCACCGGGCUGGAAUUACUGGUAUGCACUGGUGAAGAAUUCAAAAUACUACAAUUACACCCUCUCUGUUAAUGGAAAACCACAAUAUCAUGGUCAGAACUAUAGCCAUGAUUAUCUAACUGACCUAUUAUCAAAUAUUUCACUGGAGUUUUUGGACUCCAGAACAAAAUAUUUUCCGUUCUUUAUGAUGAUCUCUACUCCAGCACCACACUCCCCUUGGAUUCCUGCCCCACAAUAUGAAAGGAACUUUUUGGAUGUUAAAGCACCAAGAAACAUGAACUUUAACAUACAUGGAAAGGAUAAACAUUGGCUGAUCAGGCAAGCGAAGACUCCCAUGUCAAACUCUUCAAUUAAUUUUCUGGAUAAUGCUUUCAGGAAAAGAUGGCAAACGCUGCUAUCAGUGGAUGACCUUGUUGAAAAUGUUGUCAAGAAACUUGAUGCAAUCAAGGAACUAGAAAACACCUAUAUUUUCUUUACAUCUGAUAAUGGCUAUCAUACAGGCCAAUUUUCUUUGCCAAUUGACAAACGGCAGCUAUAUGAGUUUGACAUUAAAGUGCCAUUGCUUGUACGAGGACCUGGAAUCAAACCUACCAGCAGUAAUCAGAUGCUGGUAGCAAAUAUUGAUUUGGCUCCAACAUUCUUGGAUAUAGCUGGCUAUGAUAUCAACAAAACCAGGAUGGAUGGCAUGUCUCUCUUGCCUCUGCUGAAUGGUAAGGCAAAAAACGUGACAUGGAGGACUGACCUCCUUGUAGAGUAUCAAGGAGAGGGACGUAACAAAAGUGAUCCGACCUGUCCUUCGUUAGGGCCUGGGGUCACGAACUGUUUCCCUGACUGUGUUUGUGAAGAUGCAUAUAACAACACAUAUGCAUGUGUAAGAACAAUUGCCAAUUCAGCUAACUUGCAGUAUUGUGAAUUUGAUGAUAGUGAGGUAUUUGUAGAAGUCUAUAAUCUAACUUCUGACCCACACCAAAUCACAAAUAUAGCCAAGUCAAUAGACCAAGAAGUUCUUGAGAAGAUGAACCAUCGUCUCAUGAUGUUACAAUCAUGUUCUGGUUCAACGUGUCAGACACCAGGAGUAUAUGAUCCAAGGUACCGAUUUGAUCCUCAACUAAUGUUCCACCAUGGACCUGCUGCACCCAAGUUAUUCCAUAAAACCUUGUGAGGCCUUUUUGCUGGCUGUUACCUGUAACUGAACCUUUUACUUUGUGCGGACUGAUGUAAAUCACUCGAAGUUGUAUAUUUGUUUUUGCUCUGACACCCCUGAACAUGCUUUUAAAUCAUGAAAGCAUGUGGCAUUUUGAAAAGUGAUUUGAUAAAUUUUAACACUUUUAUGUAUUGUAGUUCUAAAUUAUUUAUUUUGUGAGGACCAUUGUCUUAAGUUGCAGUGAUCCUAAGCACAUAAUUGCUUAUGGGGUACAACAUGCUUUCAGUUUUUGUUGCACAAAUUAUCUGCCAGCUAGCAAUCCCAACUAUAUUUGGUAUGAAAUUACUUCUAGCCACAUCCUUUGUUCUUCACGACAGUAGCAGGAACUAAUCAUAUAUUAUGUUAAAAUUAAUAUACAAAAUAAAAUUUCCACUAAGCUUAUGCACAGCAAGAACAAAAUAGGUUUUGCAACAGAUUAUCUCAGUAAUAUUUUUCCAGUGGCUAUCCAGCUCAACAUACUGGGAAUUUCACUCUGUUUUCAGGGUUUGCUGGCAGGUGAUGGGGCUGCAACUAUUGGCUUAAAUUAACAUGAUUACUUCUGCUUUGGUCCUUUUUUUUGAGAUAAGGAAUUAAUUGGGGAAGUUUUUUUUGUCUCAUCUCCUGGGUUGGUCUAAUGUAAACAGUGCUAAGAUCGAAGGAUACUUGCCUCUUCUGAAUGUCAUGUACUCUGAGCUCGGGGUUUUAAAUGAUGCUUUGUCAUGUAGGACCCAAGAUGAGUUUCUUACAAGUUUCUCAAUUAUUCUUCUCCACCUCCACCUCCACCCACCAAAAAAAAACCCACCUGAUUUUGUUUCCAGUCCAAAUCACCUAGCCUGGCCACUAUAUUCACUAUUUCUAAGACUGUUGGCAACAAUCUUUCCCCACCCAGCUAACACCCCCACAGUAUUUUCUUCUUUUUUUUAAGAUUACUGUGAUUCAAAGCCAUGAUCUUUGUGUGUAAGGCAUUGUUGCUAUGAAACAUUUCCCAGAUUGGCAUUAAGUAAAAUGACUAUGUGCAUCCUUGAAUGUACAAUUAGUUGCCAUUAACGUCUCUACCAAAGGUGAUUAAAGUUCUUUUAGCAAGUAGUAGUGUCCAUUUGACUGGAUAAUCACUAUUGUUCUGAAUCUUAAAAUUCUCACUAAAGAUUUCCUGUUUUUAUUUAAAUAUUAAAUUACCUUUUCCAGUAAUUCUGGGAUUCGAUAUUGCACUGAAGAUACUAGCUGUCUGUUUCUUUGGGAUGUUAUGGAAGAGAUGUAUGAAAUGCUAAUGGUUUCUAAAAAUAUAGCCAAUAGAUCUAAUCCAACAUGGGAUAUUGGCCAUAACUAAAUUUCAGUUGUUUUAUCUAUCAGAUGUUGGCUUUCUCUUUUUAUAUUCAAUUAUACACUAAUCAUACCACAUUAUAACAUUCCUGAAAUGUUAACUCAUACACGAAAAUAUCUUUUAUUCAAGGAUGAUCAAAUGUCAGAAGGACAAACAAAACAAUCACUCUUUCACUGGCAUAGAUGUAUUUAGAGUGUAUAGUUGACACUGUCUAUAAAGUAGCAUUGAUCUACAGCCUUAUGGAUGUAUAUUAGUGAAAAGGUUAUCGAGUAACACCAGGUAAAAGGCAAACUUUUUAGUGUUUCUGUACCUUUGAAACCUACAACAUUCAAGCACUUGUGAGCAAGCAUUUUGUUUAGCCUUGAAUAUAAGAAUUGAAACUAUUUGUACAUCAAUAUUGCAGUGUGAAUUGUAAAUGCUUGUAUUUUCAGUGUUAAACUGAAUUAACACAUUUUAAAAUAGUUUUAUGUAGCUUGGAUAACAAUUUACAUAAGCUUGAUGUUACUCAAGAUUCAGACUCUUGACACUUUAUAAUACUGGAUUUGACUGGAGAUUUCUUGUUUUUUUUUCCCCAAAGACUUAAGUGUCCUUGACUGAGAUAUAAAAAUGACGGCUGAAUUCAAUCUUGCAUUUAUGUAAUAAAUUACUUUUUCAAUCUGAA